AUGUUCGAUUUUCUCGUGGACCGUCUCUUAAUAUUAUAUGAACAAGAUUUAUGGAUAUUUCAACCAAGUUCAAAUGCAAAUUUAAUAACAUCAAUACAACGUCGUGGUUAUUUAUCAUUAACAACAAAUACAAAAGAUUUAUUUAUGCUUGAUAUUGAUGGUACUAUUGAACAACGAUCAAUUAUAUCAUGGACAUUUCUUCGACGUUAUUCAAAACAACAUUUAUUAAAUGAUUAUAUUAAUGAUCAAUUAUUAUCAAUACGUUUUCAUUCAAUUGAAUAUACAAUAUUAAUUGCAAUUAUACGUACAACAAAUAAUCGUCGAUGUUUAAUGAUAUAUAAACAUUAU
Messenger RNA from Rotaria sordida, 348 nucleotides. NCBI's taxonomy places the organism in Eukaryota, Metazoa, Rotifera, Eurotatoria, Philodinida, Philodinidae. The record is from the annotation of a GenBank genome assembly.